UCGGGCAGGUCGGUCGAUUCGCUCUCGACCCACCACCGAUCAGCUGUUCGCCGCCGCUCGCUCCGGCGACAGUCCGACGAUCGACCGUCAACACGUGCACGCGUUCCCGACUCCCGACUCGAAUCAGCCGGCAGCGGCAGCUGAUAUUAUACGUGCUGCUAAUGUACAAGCACCGAAUUUCGCGAACGGCGAACAGUUUUUGACGUUCCUACCUACGAUUAAAUUGUGCUCGCGCGGGACCACACGAAGUGUCAAUCAGGGAUCAUUCAAUCUAGAAUUAAUUAUCAGUCUAGAGUUAAUUAUACAGUCAUUUUGUCUAGAGUUAAUUAUCCAGUCAUCCAACCUAGAAUUAAUUAUCUAACUAUCCAGCUAUCGCUCGAGAGCAGGAAUUUAAAACAUACAUGCACAUUUCGCGUCGUUUGAUUGCAUUAUCAGACGAAUCCGUUCUUUCUAUUCAAACUCGCGAGUUCGGUGGACGUCUGUUGAAGAGGAUCAUUGAAGAACGAGGAUUUUUAGGGUGAUAAAUCGCUACCACCGUUGUGAAUGUGCAACCGACGUGAAAAGUCGCGCAUAACGCUUGAAUCAAUCGAGCGUAGAGCAAACGAAAAAUUAUCCGAUUUGUAGUUCGCGACAAUACUGAACGAGCCGGAAGAGGAAAAAAACUGAGAACGCGAUUUCAAAUUCCUCUUGACGACGUGCGUUAGAUCGAUCUACGAUUAGCACAGGAGGGCGAGGGCGGCGGUGGCGGCGGCGGCGGCGGCGGUGGCGGUCGUUCUGUGACCAGCUCCGGUGGCGGUGGUGGAGGCGGCGGUGGUCGUCGGGCACCAAGCCUACGGCUGGUGAACGGAAGAGCGACCACGGGAGUGAGUUUACACACCAGCAGCACCGAAUCCGUGCGCUCUCCCCAUCACCAGCUCGGCCAGCAGGUCGGCAACAACAACUGCCACGCCGGUAACAACCCCGCCGCGAACAAUCAUCCACGGCUCAACAAAGAUGACAGCAUCAAAAUCAGCAUCGAGAACACCAACACGUGCACGGACAGUCUCGUCACUGCUUUAGACGACGAGACCCUGCUCAUCACCGAUUUCCUGGGCGACACAGGCAACGAGAUGAAUUACAAGGGCAGCGGGAAGGUCCACUUCGGGGUGGACGACGUGUCCCUCUAUGGGACGCCGAAGGAGGAACCGGGCCCGGGCCUCCCGGGCCAGGAGGUCAAGCAGAGCUUCCUGAAGAAUCAACUUCAGGCCCUGUUCCAGCCAACGGACAACAAGUUGGCCAUGAAGCUCUUUGGCAGCAAGAAGGCGCUUAUGAAGGAACGGAUCAGACAAAAAGCCGCAGGUCACUGGGUCAUCCAUCCUUGCUCCAGUUUUCGAUUCUAUUGGGACCUCUGCAUGCUCCUCCUACUGGUAGCUAAUCUGAUAAUUCUGCCAGUCGCCAUUAGUUUUUUCAAUGACGACCUAAGCACUAGAUGGAUAGCCUUCAACUGCCUUUCCGACACGAUAUUCCUUAUAGACAUCGUCGUCAAUUUCAGGACGGGUAUAAUGCAGCAGGAUAAUGCCGAACAGGUGAUACUGGAUCCGAAGUUAAUCGCGAAACACUACCUCAGGACUUGGUUCUUUCUCGACCUCAUCUCCUCCAUACCAUUAGACUACAUUUUCCUCAUAUUUAAUCAAUUUCAGGACUUCAGCGAGUCCUUCCAGAUCCUGCAUGCUGGACGUGCUCUCAGGAUCCUCAGGCUUGCAAAACUGUUAUCACUCGUUAGGUUACUACGUUUGUCAAGACUGGUGCGGUAUGUCUCGCAAUGGGAAGAGGUCUAUUUCCUGAAUAUGGCGUCGGUGUUCAUGCGGAUUUUUAACCUGAUCUGUAUGAUGCUCCUGAUCGGCCAUUGGAGUGGCUGCCUGCAAUUCCUGGUCCCUAUGCUUCAAGGAUUUCCCAGUAAUUCAUGGGUAGCCAUUAACGAGUUACAAGACUCAUUUUGGCUGGAACAAUACUCGUGGGCCCUCUUCAAAGCCAUGUCGCACAUGCUGUGUAUCGGGUACGGUAGGUUUCCGCCACAGUCCUUGACCGACAUGUGGCUCACCAUGCUCAGCAUGAUCAGCGGUGCGACGUGUUACGCUCUUUUCCUCGGACACGCGACGAAUCUCAUUCAAUCUCUCGAUUCCUCGAGAAGACAAUACCGCGAGAAGGUGAAACAAGUAGAGGAAUACAUGGCCUAUCGAAAACUACCGAGAGAAAUGAGGCAGAGGAUCACGGAGUACUUCGAACAUCGGUAUCAAGGAAAGUUCUUCGAUGAGGAACUGAUCCUUGGAGAACUGUCGGAAAAAUUGAGAGAAGAUGUGAUAAACUACAACUGCAGAUCGCUGGUGGCGUCCGUGCCCUUUUUCGCCAACGCCGAUUCGAAUUUCGUCUCGGAUGUCGUGACGAAACUCAGAUACGAAGUCUUCCAGCCAGGUGAUAUCAUCAUUAAGGAGGGUACAAUCGGUUCAAAAAUGUACUUCAUACAAGAAGGCAUAGUCGAUAUCGUGAUGGCAAACGGCGAAGUAGCGACCUCGUUAUCGGAUGGGUCUUACUUCGGUGAAAUCUGUCUGUUGACAAACGCGAGAAGGGUGGCGUCGGUCCGAGCGGAGACCUAUUGCAAUCUCUUCAGCCUCUCGGUGGACCAUUUCAACGCCGUAUUGGACCAGUAUCCCCUAAUGCGCAGAACGAUGGAGAGUGUUGCCGCCGAGAGGUAUAAGCUUUGGUUAAACAAAAUUGGGAAGAAUCCUAACCUGGUGGCUCAUCGCGAGGAAGAUCUUGGCAGUGAAUCAAAAACGAUAAACGCCGUAGUAAAUGCGCUCGCGGAGCAGGCCGCGCAUGCCAGCGCCAGUGAAGAAUCAGUACAUAGUAUGGAGCUCAGAACGCUGCCGGCUUGCCUCUUACCCAGACCAAAGUCUGAGAACAAUUUCGCGAGCCAAGAACUUACGAGAGAAGGACGGAGGAUCUUUCACAAGAGCGACACUUUCCACAAAGAUUCGUAUCAAUGACGACACUCGUUUUACUAGCAUAUGCAGAGAUACUAACGGCUCCAUGUUGGAAGAAUGAUAUUCUAUUCCACAAGAACUUAUCUCAUCGAUAGGAUAACUAUGGUGGUUUUGUGCCCGGUGCUAGGGCGAUCCUAUAGCAGCGGUCUAUACAUAGAUAUCGGCCAUGCCAGUAGUCCUUUAGCAAUCGAUUUAUAGCGCCUUCUUAUAUUAAUCUGACGGCAUUUUCGUCCAGGACCGCAAAACCACCGAAAUCGAAUCCUAUACUCCAACUAUGAUACAGAUUUCC
Molecule: messenger RNA, 3309 nt
Organism: Atta colombica
Lineage: Eukaryota; Metazoa; Arthropoda; Insecta; Hymenoptera; Formicidae
Gene: Ih
Product: potassium/sodium hyperpolarization-activated cyclic nucleotide-gated channel 2
Exons: 13
Coding region: 1110-3023 (637 amino acids)
Biological process (GO): potassium ion transport; transmembrane transport
Cellular component (GO): membrane
Molecular function (GO): voltage-gated potassium channel activity
Source: RefSeq, a predicted model, not a curated record